AUGGCAUCUGUAGCUUACUAUGAGCUUUACCGUGGCAGCAGCCUCGGGUUAUCCCUCACCGACACCCUCGACGAUCUGAUCAAUGAAGGCCGCAUCGAGCCCCAGCUAGCGAUGAAAAUCCUCGGGACCUUUGACAAGAUUGUCACCGAAGUCUUGGCGGACAAAGUUCGGGCCAGACUCACCUUCAAGGUAACUCAUUUCACGUUCAAAGCACUUGCCCAAUGGGCCAUGGGUCACCUGGACACCUACCGAUUCUGCGACGAAGUCUGGACCUUCCUGAUUAAGGAUGUCUCGUUCAAGCUGGACAACCAGACAACUGUGUCCGCGGACAAGGUCAAGAUCGUGAGCUGCAACAGCAAGCGGCCUGGCGAGGUGACAUUGCCCUGGCUUCGCGCUGAGAAUAGAACUCCUGUGAAAAAGGAGUCAACACCGCGGAAGCGCGUGAAAACGGAACCCAGUCCUGAUCACAACCUCACUCCCAAAAACCCUCGAGUUUCUCCCCCAAGGCGCGAUUUCUUCAGGUCCUCCCAAAGCCCGCCGACCUCUCCAAUCAGACGCUGUCCCUCCGAAGAAUUCCUGAUCGAAGGAAUUCAACACGAUGAUGGCUGGGUCAUGGUAGAAGACGAGUUCUACGCCGUCGCACAAGCAUUUACUCAACAUCUACACCAUGCGGAGUACCUGCGACGGAGAAAGCAAGUGAAAGCCGAUAAUGCAGCCGGGAUCGGAGAAAUUGAGAGGCCUACAGACGGCCGUACCCCACUUCCAAACGAAGUUGAACGGAAAAGGGAAACCGAAGCGCUGAGGGGGCGACAAAAAGCCGGACUUGCGCAGAUCGGACACGGAGGAGUCGACGAGAAAGAUGAAGCUGAAGAUGAUGAGAGAUGGGCUGGAACACAUCUCCAUGAUCUGAUGACGAGCCCACGAAAAACUCGAUCCUUAGCUGGAGUUCACGCGCCCAAGUCCUCUACUAGAGCUGCGGCGGGCUUUGGACAGGCGCCUACUUUACGUACUGGACGAGCCCGGGUGAGCAGUAUAGGGAGUGUGACUGCAACAUCAAGAGCACCAGAAGUUUCAUGCAUUGAACUAGAUGAAGAGACGGCCUCGGGCUCGGACGAUGAUGAUCUCGACCUAGAAACCAAUCCAGUCGUGCUCCCACCACCGAGAAGAACAAAUGACACUCCACGAAAAAGUCAGACACACGAUGAGACAACACCACGAGCCCAGCGGCAAUCUAAAAUACAAAUCAUGUCUACGUCAAAACCAAACGUGAAACCAGCACAUGGGCGGCCCAGUCCAGCGAACGCGUACAAAUCACGAGUUCAAUCGCUUUUUGAUGACCUUGAUGAACUACCAGAGUCAUCUAGGAUAAAUAGUACUAUCUCUAACAAGUCCAAGGAACCUCCUUCAAGACAUUCACCUGUGGCAGGCGGAAAAAAAAUUUCAGAUGCAAAAAAAUCCCGGCACAAUGAAGUGCCAACUUUCUUGAUGUGA
Penicillium expansum is the source of this 1491-nucleotide messenger RNA. Its product is annotated as transcription initiation factor IIA subunit gamma. Bases 1 to 1491 code for a protein of 496 amino acids. Gene Ontology annotation, biological process: transcription initiation at RNA polymerase II promoter; RNA polymerase II preinitiation complex assembly. Gene Ontology annotation, molecular function: RNA polymerase II general transcription initiation factor activity; TBP-class protein binding. Gene Ontology annotation, cellular component: transcription factor TFIIA complex. The transcript has 6 exons. The record is from RefSeq and is a predicted model, not a curated record. NCBI's taxonomy places the organism in Eukaryota, Fungi, Ascomycota, Eurotiomycetes, Eurotiales, Aspergillaceae.